Messenger RNA from Emiliania huxleyi CCMP1516, 165 nucleotides. RefSeq lists its product as hypothetical. NCBI's taxonomy places the organism in Eukaryota, Haptophyta, Isochrysidales, Noelaerhabdaceae. The annotation marks the transcript as partial. The record is from RefSeq and is a predicted model, not a curated record. The transcript has a single exon.
AACCUGCUCGACGGCCGCUACGCCUGCUUCGGCUACACGGUCGACGGCGCGCGGCUCCUGUCAGACGUCAAGGAGGGCGACAUCAUCGCGUCGGCGAGGGUGAGCUCGGGCGAGAGCAACCUCGUGCUCCCCACCGCGCCCGCGCUGGCGGUCGCCGCCGAGUAG